UUGUUGUUUAACACUCAUGGUCGAUGGACUAACAACUUGACCAGUUAAUUUAAUAUUUAAAUUAACAUUUAUAGAGAAUCAGAUUCAUAACAUAUGUUAUUUCGAGACGACAAGCUAAGAUCGUAAUGAAUUGAUUUUUGCCAGUGAUUAAUGUAUUUACGUUUACAUGGAAUAUGUGAGAAAACAUGUGCAACGAGUCUAGCCAAGGGUUAAGGUUAGACUGAACGCACUUUUUGUCAAUUGCACAACUCUCUCGCCUAGUCCCAUUCCCAUUCUCAGUUUCCAGUCCUCAGUGCCCAGUCCCCAGUGUCCAAUUGGUACAGUGCAAUGUCUGCCAAGCCGCCAAUUUUAAUCAUUGAGCCAUUCUUUGGUGGCAGCCAUAAGCAGCUAAUAGAUACGUUAGUCGAGUGUCUCAAUCAGGCCGACUAUGAGAUAUUCAGUCUUCCCGCCAAGAAAUGGCACUGGCGUGCUCGCACCUCAGCUUUGUAUUUCUCGCAACUCAUUCCGCCGGAGCACGAUUACAAAGUGCUCAUCACGAGCUCCGUGCUGAACUUGGCCGAGUUGAUAGGCGUGCGUCCCGAUCUCGUCACUUGCCGGAAGAUUGUCUACUUCCAUGAGAAUCAACUGGUUUAUCCCGUACGUGAGGUGAAAGAGCGCGAUUGUCAAUAUGGCUUGAAUGAGAUUCUCACCUGCCUGGCUGCGGACAUCGUCCUCUUUAACUCCAACUUCAAUCGCAUGUCAUUUCUGGACAAUGUGCAGCCCUUUCUGAACAUACAGCCGGACUUUAAACUGAAGCACAUACGUGAACGCAUCGAAAAGAAAUGCGAAGUACUGUAUUUUCCGAUCAAGUUUCAUGCGUUUCCCAACAAGCGACACAUUAUGGACACGGCGGAGUUGAACACGGAGUUGGAUUGCUUGCAUCUGAUAUGGCCACAUCGCUGGGAGCAUGACAAGAAUCCCAAGUUGCUGGUGGAAGUCUUAAUGGAGCUGAAUAAGCGACAGGUUGACUUUAAGGUGACAAUAUGUGGAGAGAGCUAUCAGGCGAUACCAGAGGCCUUUGAGGGCAUUCAGGAGAAACUGGGCGCCAAGCUGAUCAACUUUGGUCACUUGACACGCGAGAAGUAUAUUAAAACCUUGUUAACUGGCGACAUUGUCAUCUCGACGGCUGGCCAUGAGUUCUACGGUGUUGCCAUGUUGGAAGCCACCUAUUGUGGUUGCUAUCCGAUUGCCCCCAAUAAGCUCGUCUAUCCCGAAAUCUAUCCAAAGGAGAAUCUAUAUAAUACGUCCAAUUCGCUUAUCAAAAUGCUUUACAAUUGGUGCCGAAAUCCCCAAAUCUUUCGUCGGCAUCGUGACAAAUUCUUUGAUUAUUUUACCUUUGAACGUUACUCGGCACAACACUUGGUGCCCAAAUAUCUGGAAAAGAUGCGCAUUUCCGUUUAAAGUGGGCCUUAUAAACAUAUAUAAUUAAGAUGAUAUCUAAAAUACAUAUAUAAUAUGAGAAUUCCAGUUGCUGUUUUGUGCAAUACGCAUCGAAUUUAGUUCAUAAGCCAAUAUGCAAAUUAUAAAGUAAUCAUAACUGACCAAUUUACCAGACUAAACUAUACAUAUAUGUAUGUAUAUAUAGGUUGAUAGCUUAAUACAGAUUUUAUGUACUUGAUUUUAUUUUUUUUUUUCAUUUCAAUAUUUGUCAAUUAUCUAAUUUACGAUUUCCUCUUAAAACUUGUUAAUUUUAUAUACAGUUGUUAGCAGCUAUAUACAGUAUGUCAAGUAAUUGUUUUGGCAAUGGAUGUAAGUCACAAAUUUAACAUCAUUUAUUACAACUGCAUUGAUAUUAUGAGAUCUUAAAAAUUGAAAACAAAUGUCAAUAUAUUUUUCUUAGCCAAAACAAUUACUUAAAAUGCUGUAAAUGCAUGUUGUUGUAAUUAAAUAUGCGUUUAGCAAUAAGUUAAAAUUGCUUUUGUUAUGAUCUAAGCGAUCCACACACAGACAUAUGUUUUUUAUAAACAAUUAUCUUUAACGUUUUAUUGCUAUAUGAUUUUGGAUUAAAUGCUCUGUGAAAGAAAGUGUA
Molecule: messenger RNA, 2068 nt
Organism: Drosophila innubila
Lineage: Eukaryota; Metazoa; Arthropoda; Insecta; Diptera; Drosophilidae
Product: glycosyltransferase-like domain-containing protein 1-like
Exons: 3
Coding region: 328-1440 (370 amino acids)
Molecular function (GO): glycosyltransferase activity
Source: RefSeq, a predicted model, not a curated record